Messenger RNA from Exaiptasia diaphana, 1562 nucleotides. RefSeq lists its product as uncharacterized. Bases 354 to 1538 code for a protein of 394 amino acids. The transcript has 6 exons. NCBI's taxonomy places the organism in Eukaryota, Metazoa, Cnidaria, Anthozoa, Actiniaria, Aiptasiidae. The record is from RefSeq and is a predicted model, not a curated record.
CAACCAGUCUGAUUACCUGGAAACGAUCMAAAAAACUUUUGUUACAGCAAUCGGGUGGUUUGGUAUGGUUGUGAUGACUUACGUAUAGUCACAUAGCACUURGUGUUUCCGCCAGCUAGCAGUUUAAAAUAUGUGUAGUUGUGCGUAGCUUACUCACUUUUCACGUCUUUUCAACUAUCCUCCCCCACCUCUCCUCCCUGACCCCUAAAAAACGUGAUUGUUACUACCCCUACUAAAUUUCUUAAUAAGGUCAUACUCGAUCUCAGCCAUGCGAAGCCAACCCGGAAAGAAUUGUUGUGGAACAAAUUUGGAAUGUAGAAAAAUGCAUUCCUUUAUCAGAAAAUUAUUGAAGGAUGGAUGAAGAGGAACGGAAUUUCUGUUGCCUGGUACUACUGCUUAACAGAGUAGGACUGGUGAAGUUAYGCAAGUUGUUCAUAGAUGAAUGGAAUUCUCUUGGUGGGUUUGUUCCAUGGACUGACUGCUCUCAGAAUGGCACUGACUUAUUGACAAAGUUCUCCCCACAUUCUUAYGAAAGAGACAAAGUCCAGUCCGGGGACACUGCAACAUGGGAUUUAUCCCUCUUUGUGAAAGUGUUAUUGAAUUCCAGGCCUCCAUUUGUCAAGAUUCCCAACAAAGCUKUAGUUGAUGGCCUCGAAUGUCUGAAGGAAACAAGAAACACACUUUGUCACACAGGCAGCGGGAAGAUUGAAUCUGCAGAGUUUCAUCAACUUUACAGCAAUGCAUGUCAUGCACUGUUGUUAGUUGGUGCUUUACCUGUGGAAUUCAAAAAGGUUGAGGAAGAUGUACAGCAACCUUGGAAUAAAGUGUUAUCUCUGGUAAAGCAGUAUUCAGCUUAUGAYAAAGAUAUUUUACAAGGAAUUCACACCAGUAUUGAAGGUCUUCAAACUGGACUUGAAGAAAUAAAGCASGAUCAAAAGCAGAUCCUUAAAGAAAUACAAAUAUGUGGAGCAUCAAAAUCCUCAGACUUGCCUAGUGAAGAUAUGGAAUCCUACUCUCUCAACCUCAAGGAAGCGAUAGGAAAGCAAACAGAUUUCUUACCAAAAGGAAUAGUACAACGUAGAUUGAAAACUGACGAUAUUUUUACCAGUUUAACUGUUUAUCACGGAAAUGAAGGAAGCUCGCACCAAACAGUUGGAGAAGUCGAUCAAAGRGCUUAUAAAACAGUGACCGAAAUAAAGCAGUGUCAUGAGAUUUUUUUGGACGAAAACAAAGAAAACAAUCCGAAAUCAAUUUUGGUUUCUGGCGAACCUGGUAUCGGAAAAACUUUAUUUUCCCAAAAGAUUGUAAGAGACUGGUCAAACAAUACCAUGUCGAUACCUGGAAUCAAGUUUACUUAUCUUCUCACAUUCAAACAACUUGGCAAUAAAGAGCAGCUUACUCUGAAAGAACUGCUUAAUGUCUCUCCAUUUCUGAACGAAAGAACAUUGAUAGAUGAGACAAUAUUGGAGUACAGCAUCCAGGGCAGUUGUUGGUUGUUCUCGAUGGAUUUGAUGAAUUCAAAGACCAAGACCAAAUAGUYGGGGAUUUUGAAAGCCAAUUUC